Messenger RNA from Hymenoscyphus albidus, 1533 nucleotides. The record is from the annotation of a GenBank genome assembly. Lineage: Eukaryota; Fungi; Ascomycota; Leotiomycetes; Helotiales; Helotiaceae.
AUGUCUUCCUACGCAGCCUCCAUUACUUCAAAUCCCUUUGCAACACACACCAAAAAGUCAACUGCUGUAGCGCAUCCAGAGAUGGAGAUCACACUGGAUCAACAUACCGAUGAGAAGAUAUACACCACAUGGGAUGCAAUCUCUGGAAGAGUAGCCAUCACCGCACCUCACACAUCUCGAUUUGAUGAAGUUCAAAUCACACUAGAAGGAUGUGUGAGGACGUAUGUGGAAGCAUUAUCACCAACUCACACAGCAGCCAAAACGACAGCAGUCCACAGAUUCUUGAAGAUGAUCAUGCCAGUCUCGGAAUCAGAAUAUCCGCACCCGAGGGUCGCGGAGGCUGGUCGAACUUAUACCUUUCCUUUCAACUUUGUUAUUCCGGAUCGACUUUUGCCUCGGUCGUGUUCUCACCCGAUGGUCGCGGAUCACGUUUGUGAGGCACAUUUGAAUCUACCACCUAGUAUGGGUGACCGCGAGAUUCUCCAUGGAAAGUCUGAUAUGGCGCCUGAGAUGUGUAGAGUUCAAUAUUCGAUUCGGGUCAAAGUUAUGAAAAAUGGAGACAGAGCGGAUGACAAGAACAUCUCGCUUGUCGAAGGACAGAAGAAAAUCCGCGUGGUACCUGUUGUUGCCGAAGCCGCGCCUCUCAACGUUGGGUACGGACAGGAUAAGUUUGUUCUCUCUAAAACCAAAUCGUUGAAGAAGGGAUUGUUCUCCGGAAAAUUAGGCAAGAUUACAAUCACCGGAGCCCAGCCAGGUGCAAUCGUUCUUCCAGCACCAUCGUCCAAAUCGGAUGUACCACCUACGACCAUGGCAACAGUCCAGCUCCGAUUUGACCCAAAAAAGACCUCUUCUAAACCACCACGUCUGGGAGCUUUGAGUGCAAAGAUCAAAAGCUCUACCUUUUUUGCCGUACGACCAACGGCUCAUCUUCCAACACAUCGUAACUCCUCAUCUCAAUUUGCAAUUCACAGUGGUGUUUACGACAACACGGUUUCUCUUUCUUCCCGCUGUGUUGAAUCCGUCCAAUGGAGAAAACACCUCCCAACACCUGUAACUUCCAGACGAGGAUCGGCAUACUCAGAUAGCUCAUCAGAUUACUCCGAUAGCACACAACUCCUCAACCUGGAGGAAAACACUCUCCACUACACCGCUACAAUUCUCGUUCCCAUCACCCUUCCCACAAGCAAGACUUGGAUCCCGACAUUCCACAACUGUAUCUCCUCCCGCAUCUACGUCCUGGACCUCUCCUUCUCUGUCCACACCCCAGGAACCGGCAUCCUAGCAUCCAACAUGUCUCUGCACAUGCCCCUUCAAAUCGCCGCCGCGGGAAACCAGACCGAGAGACCGGCUAUGACGGAGGCGGAAGCAGCAGCCGAACUCGCAGAAGUCGAUGAGUUCUUGAGACCUCGAGUGUUGGAGAUCCCCAGAUCGGAGCUUAUUGGGAAUAGUGUCCUGUCACAUCGCUUUACCGAGCUACCACCAAGCUACGAGGCCUUUUGUUCGUCUUCGCGCGAGAUUGCUGGACGGUGUUAA